Molecule: messenger RNA, 804 nt
Organism: Phanerochaete carnosa HHB-10118-sp
Lineage: Eukaryota; Fungi; Basidiomycota; Agaricomycetes; Polyporales; Phanerochaetaceae
Exons: 5
Coding region: 1-729 (242 amino acids)
Cellular component (GO): nucleus; cytosol
Molecular function (GO): protein-N-terminal glutamine amidohydrolase activity; protein-N-terminal asparagine amidohydrolase activity
Source: RefSeq, a predicted model, not a curated record
AUGGCGGCUCCGCCUGUCCCUUCGGAUCACAUCUACACGAGCUGCUACUGCGAGGAAAAUAUCUUCCUCCUGGCAGACGCUCUCACCCGGUCCGCCGCCAGCGAAGAUAACGAAGUCGUCGCCUGGGACGUGUAUGUCGUCUUCGUCUCUAAUCACCACAAAUCGGUCGCGCUCUGGGAGCAGAAGGCCCGGGAGGGCGUCGUGCUUUGGGACUACCACGUCCUGCUCGUGCUGCGCGCGCGCACGCUGAGAAAAAUGUGCCCGCCCGGCGGCGAAGCUGCGGAGCGUGCGCAUGCCUGGGUGUACGACUUGGACAGUCGCGCGCCCGUGCCGUGCUGCUGGCAAGAUUACAUGCACGCGACGUUCCCAUACGCAUUCUCCGACGGCUGGGAAGUGCCUGCGCAGUACGUCAGCCUCUUUCGCGUCGUGCCUGCGGAGGACUAUCUCGACCAUUUUGUCUCGGACCGCUCGCACAUGCUCGUCCAGGGGCAGGUCGAUGUCUAUGUGUCUGCACCGCCUCCGUAUUCUCCGCUCCGGGGUAGGAAGGCGAGCGACAGCCAAUUGAAGACGAACCUAAUGCCCUCGUUCGUGAGCAUGCGCUCACACGUUAGUGAUGGAGCAUUGCCUUCGGCGGCUGAUGUUGCAGAGACUCGGACGUAUGGUAAGGUACUGGGCAUGUCAGAGUUUGUGCCCUGGCUUUCCGGAGAGCUUGGCGCAGCUGAUAAAUGAUUAUUAUGCGUACCUGAAUAUUACCUAUAGAACUCGUACUCCAAAACAGAGCACAUUGACCAAUUGGCACAGCAA